AUGGGAAGAAAAGUGUUUCCCGUUCUCGUGGCCGCUGCGUUGCUGUAUGACGCGCUGUGUGCGGCUGCACCCAGAAUUGAUAUCAACGUGAUCGCUCGUUUGCGGCCUAUAGAGGAUACCGCACCAGCUGUUGGCCCCGUCCCUUACCGCGAUCCACUUCCAGCAAUCCAAGGCACACUUGGGUCAUUUAUGGGAAACAAGAUUGAUCUGCUUCCAUGCGUACAUGACGAGAAAAUGUUGGAGGAGGGGACAGCCUAUGUCCUGAGUCUAUGUCUUUUAUCGAACGUGACAGUUAAAUAUACCGUCAAUAAACAAGUGGAAGUCGCGGUCAAACUUUCGGAAGAUAUAGCGGACAGUGGUGAUGACGCAAUAGAAGACCCUGUGUCGGGAGAGCAGAAGGAACCACCAAUCCGCACUAUUCUUGGUAUGUUUCGCGGCUGGCAGAUCGACCCCAUUACUCUAAAUUACAAGAAUAUGGUCUACGAUGACGGUGACACAUGCAUGGAUAACGAUCGUUACUCCAUGCUUGUCGAGUUAGUGUUUUCCGAUGACCCGAAGUCGGUUGCAAGAUUAUACGGUCUGAAAAAAUCUGGCAUGUGUGAAUUCAAGGCAUCACUACUUAUCUACGUCCCAGAAAAAAAUCGUUUUGCCGAACAUGGUAUCCACACACCAGGUGUAGUGGACAUUAGUGACGCAACGAUCUCCUUGCCAAAUAUUUGCAGCAAAAUGAAGUGCCGUUACGAGAAUAUCACCCAACACAUGCGAUAUCUGUCGGGCCAGAUCAAUAACGUUCAGUCCGUUUUGGCAGGAAUUUCACCGGCAGUAAGCACGGCAGUUACAAGCAUGGCUCUGGAGGCAUCAAAGAACAUUUACGAGUCUGCGAAGGAAGACGAAACGAUAUGGCUUAAAAACAUUUCUUAG
This is a messenger RNA of Plasmopara halstedii, 921 nucleotides long. Its product is annotated as RxLR-like protein. The transcript is spliced from 6 exons. The coding region runs from base 1 to 921 and encodes 306 amino acids. Lineage: Eukaryota; Oomycota; Peronosporomycetes; Peronosporales; Peronosporaceae. The record is from RefSeq and is a predicted model, not a curated record.